AGGCAAUCAUAUGAUAGGCGGCCAAACCGCGAUCGUCUGCCCAGGAUUCGACACCAGAACCAGCCACCAGCUCGGCGGAGGACGUGACACAGUGCCAGGACCAGGACCAGACCCAGGAUCACAAUGUCUCAGACGGAUACCCCCGAAUACGCCCCCUUCUUCGGCAGCAUGGGCGCCGCCUCUGCCAUCAUAUUUAGCGCUCUGGGGGCGGCCUACGGGACUGCCAAGUCCGGCACCGGUAUCGCAGCCAUGUCUGUGAUGAGGCCGGAGAACAUCAUGAAGUCCAUCAUCCCCGUCGUCAUGGCGGGUAUCAUCGCCAUCUAUGGACUGGUGGUGGCCGUCCUCAUCGCUGGCCAGCUCACGGUCGGCCAGUACACCAUCUUUAAGGGGCUGGUUCACUUGGGUGCUGGACUGGCAGUAGGGUUCAGUGGGUUGGCAGCAGGGUUUGCCAUCGGCGUCGUUGGGGACUCGGGAGUACGAGGCACAGCGCAGCAGCCUAGAUUAUUCGUCGGCAUGAUCCUCAUCCUCAUUUUUGCUGAGGUACUCGGGCUCUACGGGCUGAUCGUGGCCAUCUACUUGUUCACCAAGUCCCAGUCGUAGGAUCUGCUCGCACUCUCGCUCUUCAUUUCCUCAAAUGUAUCAUAUUGUAUAUAUGUUGAGGGGAUAGUAAACAAUAUGAUCUGCGUGUUCACAGGUACUCGGGCUCUACGGGCUGAUCGUGGCCAUCUACUUGUUCACCAAGUCCCAGUCGUAGGAUCUGCUCGCACUCUCGCUCUUCAUUUCCUCAAAUGUAUCAUAUUGUAUAGUAUUAGAAUUGUUAAUAAACUCAUACUAAAUCAUUCUGUUUGAGCUGCGAUGAUCACUGUUUUGUUUUGAUGUUUUUAAGAUUAUAAAAUUUUCAGCCGUCUUGUCUUCAAAUUCUUUUUUACAUCUAGAAUUUUUAAGCAAGUUCAGAAGUCAAUGAUGUAGUUGUUAAUGACCUUGCUAAAUAUUCGUUAACGAUAAUCAUCAUUUCGUUUUGAAAUUUCUGUUUUCAAUUAUCUUGGCAAUACAUUUUGAAGUCCAGUGUAAGUUUGUUUGUCCUUAAUUUCGUUUACAUAAAUUAUCCACUUCGGCCACCUAAAUUUGACAUAUUACCAUGAAAACAGUCAGUGCCACCUUUUUGUUGGAAACAUAACCUCAAAAUACAUUCAUGUAACUUGGGAUUGUGUACCUUAGCAACUGGGAGUGUUCAAUGCACUUUGUGGUGAUCUGUGAAACACUAAGUACUUGAAGUGGGUGAUUUAUGUAAACUAAAUAGAGAUCAGACAAAUUUACACUGGACUUCGAAAUGUAUGAGUACUUCUGCGUAUUCAAACAGAUGUAACACGUUACGUCUCAUUGUUUAAUAUUUUCUCUAUUAGUCAGUUGCAUAUCAAAAUAAUGACAAAAACCAAUAAAAUAAGACGUAAAUUUUGAUUUUGCCUAUAUACGGAGAAGUACUGCAAGUUAAAAUCAUCCAAAAUCGUUAUUCUUAAUCAAUAAUUUUACCAUCAUUAGUGUUACGUAAUCGUUCUAAUUCACACGUACCAAGCGUAUUUCUUAAUAGUGUUAUUUAUAGUAUAUACCAUAUAAACUAUUUCAAUAGGUUUUCUAUAGUAAAAUAUUAUUUUUAAGCUGAAAUUUCAAACAUCAGAAAUUUGACAACGGUUAAAGAGUUAAGUCAAAUAUGUUUGAAAAAGUUCAUUUACCCUGAGUUUGCAUUUUCACGCUUCUUCAGCAUUCCUUAUAAUCAACCAUAUUGUAUUAGUGCCAUUUAACAUUAUAAUAAAACCUUUCUUCAGCUA
Messenger RNA from Homalodisca vitripennis (glassy-winged sharpshooter), 1826 nucleotides. Its product is annotated as V-type proton ATPase 16 kDa proteolipid subunit-like. Gene Ontology annotation, cellular component: proton-transporting V-type ATPase, V0 domain. Lineage: Eukaryota; Metazoa; Arthropoda; Insecta; Hemiptera; Cicadellidae. The transcript has 4 exons. The coding region runs from base 124 to 600 and encodes 158 amino acids. The record is from RefSeq and is a predicted model, not a curated record. Gene Ontology annotation, biological process: proton transmembrane transport. Gene Ontology annotation, molecular function: proton-transporting ATPase activity, rotational mechanism.